GCAGCGCGGCCGGAAGUGCGGGUGGGAGCGGUGCCGCCAUCAUGGCCGACAAGAUGGACAUGUCCCUGGACGACAUCAUCAAGCUGAACCGGAGCCAGCGCGGGGCCGGCCGCGGCGGGGCCCGUGCGGGGCGCGGGCGCGGGCGGUCCUUUGUCCCGGCUCCGGGCCCUGGCGGCGGUCACCGAGCUCCGCUCUCGUUGCAGCCCAAGCAGCUCCCCGAGAAGUGGCAGCACGACCUGUUCGACAGCGGCUUCGGCGCGGGGGCCGGCGUGGAGACCGGGGGAAAGCUGCUCGUCUCCAACUUGGACUUCGGCGUUUCGGAUGCGGACAUCCAGGAGCUCUUUGCAGAGUUUGGGACCUUGAAGAAGGCAGCUGUGCACUAUGACAGAUCUGGUCGCAGUCUAGGAACGGCAGAUGUGCAUUUUGAGAGGAAGGCUGACGCGCUGAAGGCCAUGAAGCAGUACAAUGGGGUCCCCUUGGAUGGGCGCCCCAUGAACAUCCAGCUGGUGACAUCACAGAUCGACACGCAGCGGAGACCAGCACAGAGCGUAAACAGAGGUGGCAUGAUCAGAAACCGCGGCGUCUCGGGGGGAUUUGGAGGUGGAGGCAACAGGCGAGGGACUCGUGGUGGUACCAGAGGGAGAGGCAGAGGAGCUGGAAGAACCUCCAAACAGCAGCUCUCUGCAGAAGAACUAGAUGCACAGCUGGAUGCUUACAAUGCCAGGAUGGACACCAGCUAAGGCGGCAGCAGUGGCGCAGGGAAGGACUCCACUCUCGCUCCAUACUCCUGGCAGGGGCUGCAGCUGUGGCUACUACUACCGAGGAUGGGAUUUGUUUUACUUUUAUGUUCUGGGAUAGGUUUUAACUCCUGUAAAGGUUUUUUUUAAUUCUCAGCAGACCUGUUUUGUACCGAGUUAUUUUUGGGAUAAAUUUUUCUGGUUGCCUGUUGGGCCGAGGUGGCUUUUUCACCUUUGCCGUAAUAAAAUAGAACCGUGUCUAGA
Malurus melanocephalus (red-backed fairy wren) is the source of this 1001-nucleotide messenger RNA. RefSeq names its product Aly/REF export factor (gene ALYREF). NCBI's taxonomy places the organism in Eukaryota, Metazoa, Chordata, Aves, Passeriformes, Maluridae. Gene Ontology annotation, cellular component: nucleus. Bases 42 to 740 code for a protein of 232 amino acids. Gene Ontology annotation, molecular function: mRNA binding. The record is from RefSeq and is a predicted model, not a curated record. Gene Ontology annotation, biological process: mRNA export from nucleus. The transcript is spliced from 6 exons.